AGGGGCGGGUCGCUGGUGUGACCAAAUGUUUAGUUACUGUUUCUGUUCUGAUGAGAUGGGCUGGAGGAGUUAAUACCGACAGCUACGACGCUAAAAACUGCCCAGUCUUUUCUGAGUUGCUGGUUGGCUUUAAAACUCCUACUCACAGCGACCUUGUAUUGGCCUACAAGAAGACAAAGCCAUGGGGAAUACAAGCAGUGAGAGGGCUGCAAUGGGCCAGGGGGAGAAGGCUCAGCGGAGGGACAGCCGAGGUACCAAGGAGGGAGAGAGACCAAAAAUCCUGAUGGACAGCCCUGAAGAUGCAGAUAUUUUUCAUGGUGAUGAUAUGAAAGCUCCUUUAGAGAAAGAGGAGUUCCUUGCAUGGCAACAAGACUUAGAAGCAGAAGACAAAGCGCCAACUUUAGACCGACCAACAGUCUUUCGCUGGACUGGAGAUGGCAAGGAGGUCUACCUCUCUGGGUCCUUCAACAACUGGGCCAACAAGAUUCCCCUUAUUAGAAGUCAAAACACCUUUGUGGCCAUUGUCGAUCUGCCUGAGGGGGAACACCAGUACAAGUUUUAUGUGGAUGGCCAGUGGACCCACGACCCUGCUGAGCCGGUUGUAACCAGCCAACUCGGCACAGUCAACAAUAUAAUCCAGGUGAAGAAAACUGACUUUGAGGUGUUCGAUGCUCUAAUGGUGGACUCACAGAAAUGCUCUGACAUGUCAGACCUCUCCAGCUCUCCUCCCGGACCAUAUCAUCAGGACGCAUAUGUUCCGAAACAGGAAGAGAAGUUUAAGUCUCCACCCAUACUCCCACCACACUUGCUACAGGUCAUCCUCAACAAAGAUACUGGGAUUUCUUGUGACCCUGCAUUGCUUCCAGAACCCAACCACGUCAUGCUCAACCACCUCUAUGCUCUUUCCAUUAAGGAUGGGGUGAUGGUGCUCAGUGCGACACAUCGCUACAAGAAGAAGUAUGUCACCACUUUGCUAUAUAAGCCUAUCUGAUUGAAGACUGUCUUUUUAAUCCUGUCCCAGUGUGUUAACUGUACACUGAGUGUACAAAAUAUUAGCUCCACCUGUUUUUUCCAUGAAGCAGAGAGACCAGGUGAAUCCAGGCCCAUAUCAGUCAUGAGUUUCAUCUGUUAACAUCCUGACUUGAAGGGGCAGCUGUGAAUGAGGUGAAGGAGAGCGAUCAAAGAUGAAAAAAAAAGAAUAUUGUUAAAUUUGUAAAUUAAACUUUCAUGUUCAGUAAAAUUCAGGUAUAGUCUUUACUACGGGAAUGCCCUGGAAAACAAUGCAUAAACAAAAAAACGAUUAAAUGAUAAAGUUAGACAGGUGUGUACAGUAAAAUCUUAACAUAUUAAUCAUUUGCAUCAUUGUACAAAUGUGCUUUAAGAGGUUAGUUAAGUGAUGACAUUACUUUAUCCUUUCUAAAUUUUGAACACACAGCUCUGAGAUUAUAUCUUGUACACUCACUGUAAACCCAGUUGUUCUACACAUCUUUUGAGGAUGAUCAAUGCCACUUAGUUACUCCAAUCCUUCAUAAUCUGCCUUUAUCUUUUCACUGGCUGCCCUCUGUAGUUUUCAACAACAGGAACUUUUCUUAGUAGACAUAGAGGGGCAUUAAUAACGAGGUAGGACACUAUGACAUGUCUGUAGUCAAAACAGACGUAAGUGUAAUGAGGAGAAUUGGUAAUGCUGGGGAAAUUGGACUGAACGACCUCCGAUACGUGAGGUUGCUGUCGUCUUUCCUAUGGUUGAGGAGACAACAGAAGUACAAUCAAGAAUGUGAAUGUUGAGGUCAAAGAAGGAAAAAAUGCACUGCAGUAGUACUCCACUUUUUUCUCUUGCCUCUGUAUCGUGAAAUGCUUGAGUUUUAUUUAGUAUGAUCACAGAGCGCAAAGCGGAUAGUUUUCUGUUAUUUGUAACGUAUUCAGUUAUAUAAUUUUUUUAAAAUUUUGGUUGGUGAUUUGUUUUGUUGUCUAGAGUUCUUUCAAUACAGCUUCCAGUCAAGUGUCUUAGCAGAUUGUUAGUGAAUACUGAGAUGAUGUAGUUAAGACCAAACCCGGAACAGUUAAUCAUGUUAUUAUUAAAUUAAUUUGGUCUAAACUUUAAAAUGACACUAUUAGUUUUGCACUACAAUAAUAAAGGUUUAUUUUUAUGUAGAAUGUGUACAUAGUGUAUGUAAACUUACAGCACGACAAUGAAGCAGAAGAAUAAUGCUUACCCUUUUGAACAUCUACACAGGUUUAGUGGUCUUUGCUCUGAUACACCAUUGC
Messenger RNA from Xiphias gladius (swordfish), 2265 nucleotides. RefSeq names its product protein kinase, AMP-activated, beta 1 non-catalytic subunit, a (gene prkab1a). The record is from RefSeq and is a predicted model, not a curated record. Gene Ontology annotation, biological process: signal transduction. Gene Ontology annotation, molecular function: protein kinase binding. The transcript is spliced from 8 exons. Gene Ontology annotation, cellular component: nucleotide-activated protein kinase complex; nucleus; cytoplasm. Lineage: Eukaryota; Metazoa; Chordata; Actinopteri; Istiophoriformes; Xiphiidae. Bases 182 to 991 code for a protein of 269 amino acids.